Molecule: messenger RNA, 1974 nt
Organism: Plasmodium inui San Antonio 1
Lineage: Eukaryota; Apicomplexa; Aconoidasida; Haemosporida; Plasmodiidae
Exons: 4
Coding region: 1-1974 (657 amino acids)
Source: RefSeq, a predicted model, not a curated record
AUGAAAAAUGCAAACCAGAAAGGGCUCGACAUUUUGGAACACUUAGCGCAGGUUAGACGCGUCGUAGAGUGCCUUUUGCAAAUGGACGAAGCGUGGGACACACAGUACGUUAAGCAUACAAUCUGCUACUUCUAUUUUAACCAUGUCCUUACGUACACCCGAAUUAACGAUGAGUCAAUAGAAGCAAUACAGAUGAACAGAUUGAAUCUGUUCCUAACAGCCACCCAAAAAUUAAAAGUCCUAACGGAGGCGGUACUCUACAUACUUAAAAGGAACUAUUUAUCCUAUGAUGAAACAAUUUUGGGGGAAAAAAUUACACAGUUUGAAAGGUACGAAAAGGAAAACUGCAUUUAUAGGGACUACCUAUCAGGUGGAAACAGAAAUAAUUUUCCCCACUUUGACAAGCUAAAAAUUAAAAAAGAACAGAUGUUACCGUUUCUCUUUCUACUAAGUUGUAGCACUUAUAACAAAUCAGAAAAUCUUCAAAUCGUUUGGACCAUAAUUGUGUACAUAAUAUACACCUUUUUGGAAAAGUACAAUAUAAAAAAUGAGAAUCUGGAAAAUGACACUUUAUAUGUGUAUAUCGAUGAAAGGUAUCAAAUGGACGGUGACCUCCUCAGCGUCAAUAAGGUUACCAGUAUGGUCGUGGGAUUUUACCUAACGUUGCUAAAUUUGGGGAAGAAGGAGUUUUCCAGGAUGAUGUUUUCGCAGGGCAAGAACAACUCCGAGGGGAGAUGGAAGCUACCAAGAGAAAGGCGCUUCUCCAUUGUAGACAGGGAAUAUAUGGCGUACCAUCAAUAUAAGUAUAAAAAAAUAAACUUCCUAUUCGAAACAAUUUGCCAGGGAUUACUCUUAAUUUUACAAAACCAUCAUUGUGCGAAUUAUCUUACCUUCCUCACGUUGGAUUUAUUUGCAUUAGUUGCCAAGUACCAUCAUUCGUUUAUCCAAAAAUACAGCAAAGAAAUAUACUCCCAAACGGUGAGGUGUAUCUUGCAGCACAUGGAUGAAAGGAGUGACAAUGCCGCAGACUUAUGCUUGAUGAUGCUAUUUUUAAUUCAUUACAUCAAACUGUUUUUGUACGAACCGCUGAAGAUUACUCCACAGAAACGGCGCGAGGGGCACACCUCGCAGGAAAGAAAUGCGUCCAACUACACAGACUUCUUAAUCUACAUUUUGAGAAAAAAUAACAUUAAGAGGGAAAUUAUGAAGCAAAUAAAUCACCUGCAGAAGUACCUAAACAUUGUGUGCGCUGGUACCCCCCACGUGGAUACAGAGAAGAAAAAAAAAUUUAAUACCAAGCAAGCAUAUGACAAAGUGACAAAGAUGUACCAGUUUUACGAAAUAAAUCCCUACGAAAGGGAAAAAAUAACGCGAAAUAUUUAUAAAAAUAAAAAACUCUACUUUUACAAACCUUUUUACAUGUCCAAGCAUUUUUUAUUGGACAAAAAUGAAGUACCUUUUUUUGCAAAUGAAUAUUCGGAUGAUGGAGUGGAUCAUAAUGAAAAGGAAAAAAUUGAAAAUUUUCUGAAAAGACUCUUAACUCGAAGCGGGCGCCGCACAUUCUGUCCAAAAAAAAGGUUAUCAAAUUUGAGGGCAGAAAUUACAAAGUGGAAGAGCAACAAAAUUUUAAGUUCAAAUUAUUUAUGGCGGAAAAAAAGAAUAAACAAAUUAAAACCUUCUGGAAAGUUCCUAGGGAUACACAAAUUACACCACGAAAUAGACCUUCAGAAAAUACACUACAACGAAUUGAACAAUUUGCGCUAUAUGACAGAUUUGCACACGAACAAUGACGUUCACCAUUUUAAUCCCAAAAAUUACUAUGAUGGGAAUGACUCUUCCGAUGUGCUUCUGGCUGCGAAGAGCGUCCUGUCGUCGUUUUUCUUCAUAAGAAGGGGCUCUUUCACCGCAUUUUUUAUGUCCAAAUCGGCAAAGUAUUUGUCGCAGCUGUACCCGGGCUGGGCCCCCUGGCUGUAG